Protobothrops mucrosquamatus (brown spotted pit viper) is the source of this 6214-nucleotide messenger RNA. RefSeq names its product ER degradation enhancing alpha-mannosidase like protein 3 (gene EDEM3). Gene Ontology annotation, molecular function: calcium ion binding; mannosyl-oligosaccharide 1,2-alpha-mannosidase activity. The record is from RefSeq and is a predicted model, not a curated record. Gene Ontology annotation, cellular component: endoplasmic reticulum; membrane. The transcript is spliced from 20 exons. The coding region runs from base 97 to 2871 and encodes 924 amino acids. NCBI's taxonomy places the organism in Eukaryota, Metazoa, Chordata, Lepidosauria, Squamata, Viperidae. Gene Ontology annotation, biological process: endoplasmic reticulum mannose trimming; mannose trimming involved in glycoprotein ERAD pathway; carbohydrate metabolic process.
GAGAAGGCGAGCGAAGGGCUGGUCCCUCGUCUUGUGUGGCGGCCGCGCUGUUUGAAGGGAUGGGACAGAGCCGGGCCUAGCGGGGCAGCUGCCGCUAUGAGCGGAGCAGCAGCUGGGGGUGAGGGAAGGAGCGGCAAGUGCCUGGCAGGCCGUUGGUCUGGCUGGAAACUGCUGGCUUUAGGCCUCCUCUCCGCUUCUUCGGUGUUGGCAGCAGCGCCGGCUGUGCAGGCUAUGGGCCGGGAGGAGAAGCGUCAUCUUGGAAAUCAAGUACUGGAAAUGUUUGAUCAUGCCUAUAGUAAUUAUAUGGAACAUGCUUACCCAGCUGAUGAGCUCAUGCCUUUAACUUGCCGUGGAAGAAUUCGGGGUCAAGAACCAAGUCGUGGAGAUGUGGAUGAUGCUUUGGGAAAGUUUUCACUGACACUGAUAGAUACUUUGGACACUCUUGUGGUGUUAAAUAAAACUAAAGAGUUUGAAGAUGCUGUUAAAAAAGUAAUUAGAGAUGUUAAUUUAGACAACGACAUUGUGGUAUCAGUGUUUGAAACAAACAUAAGAGUGCUUGGAGGUCUUUUAGGUGGGCACUCAGUAGCAAUCAUGCUGAAGGAGAAAGGCGAAGUCAUGCAGUGGUACAAUGGAGAACUUCUGCACAUGGCAAAACAGUUAGGCUACAAACUUUUGCCAGCUUUUAACACCACAAGUGGUCUCCCAUAUCCAAGAAUUAAUUUAAAAUUUGGUCUAAGAAGUCCAGAAGCCCGGACAGGAACAGAGACUGAAACUUGUACAGCUUGUGCGGGAACGUUGAUCUUAGAGUUUGCUGCUCUAAGUCGUUUCACAGGGGCAUCAAUAUUUGAGGAAUAUGCCCGGAAGGCACUUGAUUUCCUUUGGGAGAAAAGGCAACGUAGCAGCAAUUUAGUGGGAGUUACUAUUAACAUUCAUACAGGGGACUGGGUCCGUAAAGAUAGCGGAGUUGGAGCAGGAAUAGAUUCAUAUUAUGAGUAUUUAUUAAAGGCCUAUGUCUUGCUUGGAGAUGACAGUUUUUUAGAAAGAUUUAACACCCAUUAUGAUGCCAUAAUGAGAUACAUCAGCCAGCCACCUCUCUUGCUUGAUGUGCAUAUACACAAGCCAAUGCUCAAUGCUCGCACGUGGAUGGACUCGCUACUAGCAUUUUUCCCUGGAUUGCAAGUACUGAAAGGUGAUAUUCGACCUGCUAUAGAAACUCAUGAAAUGCUUUAUCAGGUGAUAAAAAAGCAUAAUUUCCUUCCUGAGGCAUUCACAACAGACUUCCGGGUUCAUUGGGCUCAGCAUCCUUUACGGCCAGAAUUUGCAGAAAGCACAUAUUUCUUGUAUAAAGCUACUGGUGAUCCCUAUUAUCUAGAAGUAGGAAAAACUCUAAUUGAAAACUUAAAUAAAUAUGCCCGGGUGCCUUGUGGAUUUGCUGCUAUGAAGGAUGUUCGCACUGGAAGCCAUGAGGACAGGAUGGAUUCUUUCUUCCUAGCUGAAAUGUUCAAAUAUUUAUACCUGCUGUUUGCUGAUAAAGAAGACCUGACUUUUGAUAUUGAAGACUACGUUUUUACUACAGAGGCUCAUUUGCUACCUCUUUGGCUAUCUACUACAAAUCAAACAGCCCUGGUAAAAAAUAUUACUACAGAAUACAUGGAGUUGGAUGAUAGUAAUUUUGAUUGGACUUGUCCUAACACCCAAAUCCUGUUUCCCAAUGAUCCAAUGUAUGCUCAGAGUAUAAGGGAACCCCUGAAAAAUGUGGUGGACAAGAGCUGCCCUAGGAGUAUUUCAAGACUGGAAGACGGUUUAGGCAGCGGACCAAAGCCUCCACUGAGAGCCAGGGAUUUCAUGGCCAGUAAUCCUGAACAUUUAGAGAUACUGAAAAAGAUGGGAGUCAGCUUGAUUCAUCUCAAAGAUGGACGAGUACAAUUGGUGCAGCAUGCUAUCCAAGCAGCAAGUUCACUGGAUGCUGAAGAUGGUUUACGGUUCAUGCAAGAAAUGAUUGAGUUAUCCAGUCAGCAACAAAAAGAGCAACAGCUACCUCCACGUGCAGUUCAAAUUAUUUCCCAUCCAUUUUUUGGGCGGGUAGUUUUGACAGCAGGACCUGCACAGUUUGGAAUGGAUCUGUCUAAGGACCAAUCUGGGACAAGAGGAUUUGUUGCAGUCAGUAAACCAUAUAAUGGAUGCGCUGAGAUUACCAAUCCGGAAGCACUGAAGGAAAAAAUUGCUCUGAUGCAAAGAGGGCAGUGCAUGUUUGCUGAAAAGGCACGGAACGUUCAAAAAGCUGGAGCCAUAGGUGGCAUUGUUAUUGAUGAUAAUGAAGGAAGUAGCAGUGAUACAGCUCCCCUUUUUCAAAUGGCGGGUGAUGGCAAGGAUACAGACGAUAUCACUAUCCCCAUGCUGUUUCUUUUCAACAAGGAAGGAAAUAUUAUUCUUGAUGCCAUUCAGUCAUAUGAAGGUGUAGAAGUACUGCUUUCAGAUAAAGCAAAAGACAGAGAUUUGGAAAUGGAAACCGUGGAUCAGAUGUCAUCUGAUAAUGAUUCUCAUAACCGGAAAAUGGAAGAGAUUUCAACAGAUUUGAACUUGGUCUCUCAAGAAUCUGAAGGAGAAGUUGAUUUGAGCUCAUUUGCAGAGUCAGACAGUAAUAGUUUUCCUCAAACAAACCAAGAUUCUUGUACCCCUGAAUUCCAGGAAACUAGUAGUAGCAGUCAAGCAUCAGAACAGGAUAAUCAUCCUGAGGAACAAUCAAAGAUUGAGACAGAUUCCAGUCCCAACAAUAACUGGAGUAAUAAAGAUCAAUCUAUGGAAUCAAUAUUAGCUGAUUGGAAUGAAGACAUAGAAGCAUUUGAAAUGAUGGAAAAAGAUGAACUAUAACUUCAAAUACUUUGCUUGUGAACUUUAUCGAGGAGAUAAUGGCUCUGAUAUCUGAAAUUCAAAAAGAAUUGUUCAGUAUUGUGACAAGCAGCCAGGUUUUUAUUGCAAAAGCCAGCAUGUGUUAUAAUUUGAACUGGUUUUUUUUUUGUUUAUUUGUUUGUUUAUCUUGUUUUAAAAAUGGGAAUGUGCAAUCGACCCAUUUGCAGAGUUCCUUUGCAUGGUGCUGUAAUACAGAAGGGUUCAUUCAGGGGAAAUGGUAUGAAUCCUUCCUGUGUUCCAGAUUGUUGUGGGUUAGCUUAGCAUAGUCUUCGGGAGGCGAAGAAAUGACUGCAGUGGGAUUAAUGCACCAGUGAGCCUGAGUGGGCAGUUGUAGCGUUACAUCUUGGACCAUAAAGGCCACGAAUGGCAGGUGUGGCAAUGCUGUUUUGAGAGUCAAUAUUGUAUCUCAAAGUCUUUUUGGAGACCUGGUGGAAAAUAGUUUGUUGUGCCUUUAUGGUGAAGGCGAAGCAAUGGGCAGCUGUGAUUGUUUUGUGCCACUUAAUGUAGUAAGUGUGCUGUACCUCCUUAUCACUUCUUCCAUUUUAUCACUUUGAAGAAUGACCAACUCACUUGGAUAUUAUUCUUUGCUCUUAAUUCAAGACAAGAUAGUUUAUAAACCAAAGCAAUGUGUUCUAUUAACAAAAAAAAGAAGAAAAAGUGGAUAAUUCUUAAACUUGUUUAUGGAUAAUGGGACAAAAACCUCUCUACACUCCCAUCACUUUGGUUUUGAAUGUUGUGCAUUAAAAGGCAAGUCCAAGAUGAGCCAAACUUAGUAUCCUUCCCAAUCUCUGGAAAAGGUACGAAAUUAUCUUGCAUUAGGAUUUAAUGUAUUUUGUUCUGCAUUUUUUAUAAUUAAGUGGGCCUUACAUCAAAAUCAUCCUGUUCUGUGUGUAUCUUAAAAUUUGUAUGUUUUCUUUCUGUAAAAAGCGGUCAGUAUCUUAACAAAAAAUAAUGCAUCCUUAGCAUAAUAUGAAGUCAAGCAAAAACUAGUAUCAUGUAUGGUUGAGAGGUAUGCAAAACAUGUUGAAUUUGAAACCUUUCAACUUCCAACUUGGGUGAAUCUGUGCUUAUUGUAAGAAUGCCUUCCUGACCUAGGUUCAUAGCAGGUAUUUUGUGCUUUGCAUUCAGAGACCUUCUGGAAAAGUCCUGUUCAAACUUGGAACAGAGCAGUUUGAAUUCAGAACGUUUUGCACGUCACUAGUAUAGAUUCUUUUUCCAAUUGUAGCAGAAAUAUUUCACAGCAAUCAUGUUUCACGAAUGUCUUAAGUUUAAAUUUAGUUUCCUUUUUUUAAAAACAAAACCCAGUGUAGCAAACAAAGCAAAUAAGACUGCCUAACAUUAUAAUUUCAUUUUUUUUCCAUUUUUUUACUUUUAGGAAGAAAAAAGUCAAAUAAUUUGACACAGCCAUAUGCACUGCAUCCUGUACUUGGCUUUUUCAUGUAUAGUUGAUUUCUUGCAAAAAUUGACAAAGAUCACAUGAACAAAUGCAAUAGGUAGUAAGGGAAGGGUUGUCAUAUGCAAGUCCGCUACACUGCAUCUCUCUGCAUUUUCCUUAUUACUAAAACCUGACUAUCCAAUAUUGCACCCGAUAGCAGAUUUCUGGAGGGAACCGGUGGCUUCCCUCUCACACAGCAUUUUGUUUCCCCAUAGAACUGAGUGAUAAGAAUGGGUUUCUGUAUCAGGAAAAGGUCAACCGCCAUGGCGUGAGAGUUCAACCAGCUCUGCUUUAUAUUCCAACUGAGCCGGGAACUGAAGAUGGAAUGAAUUAUCCUUUUGCUCUCAUAGGUUGGAGUUACUUCUUGGUCACAAAAGAUUGAUACACAGUAAAUGAUUAAAACCACUUGUGUUGCAGUUACGUAUGUACAGUCGGUAGGUAGGGCAAACUGCUGAAAGGUCCUUCUACAAAAAAAAUUAACAAUGUGUAAAGCAGCCUUUUGAAUGUACAGAUUAAUUUGAUACCUAGGUAAGACUUUUGCAGGAAUUGGAUGCAAAUGGUCGUGAGUUUUAGUGAAUUAACAAAACAAGUGUCCUUUAACUUUUAAAAAGAUGUUUUAUUUGCAUACAAGGAACCCCGAAUUGUGUUUAGAUGUGAAGCUUGAUUUUUGCGCAAUAGGAUAUUCCUUCAGCACUGGAUUCUUUAAAGUGUCAUUUGAUAGUUUAGGGCCCUGUGGUAGGGGAGAACGAGUUUUGAGCUUACAAAAUACAUUAAAAACACCUGGACUACAUUGCAUAUUCAGAAGAAGAACACCUUUAGUAAAGGCUUUUAAAAUAUUUCUUCUGAUUUAGAAUAAUUUGCCAAGCUGCUGUUUUCUUUAGUCCUGUAGCAGGACUUGCUCGUUUUAUUUCUGAUAAGAUCAUUUACUAGUAGCGUAAAUUCACAAAGCAUUUUGGACAGAUUCAUAUCUGUGUACACAACCACUAAAUUUUCACCACCUCUUACAUUAACUAUUAAUACAGCUCUUUAUUAAGAAUUUGCACACCUGCUGUUCCCUAUACCCAGUUCAUAUCAUGAAUGUCAGGUUAUGCCUGCCAUUAAAUGUCUGCAAAUGCUUUGAGUUUUCCUCCUUGAUUCAGGGAUUAUUGAAAUACUUGCUUGCCAUUAGAAAGGAGCAUCUGAAAGGUGGUAGUCUACCUCAGAUAUAGCUUGUCCUUUUUAUAUAUCUAGUUCUUCAUUACAGCCAUAAGCCUGCUCAACAGUAAAAAGGUUUACAUAUUAACUACAUUAAUGGCUUUUUGGAGAGAAGUUACCUAAUUAAGAUCUUCACAUCAGCCUUUUUAGACUACCAUCCUGACAUGUUUUAUGAGAGGCACGAAAGCCACUUGCAUGCAUCUAACCUAAAGGGGAAGUCGUGCAGAAGUUGGCACACUAUUAUUUCAUCUCUAAUUGGGCUCUUCCUUAACCUGCUUGUUUUGUCUCCAUCUUUCUUUCCAUGUGGUUACUUAGCGCAGGUACAAAGAGGUCCGAGGGAUGAUAUAAACCAACAGUCAGUACAAUAAAGAGAGAACAUUCUAUGAAUGCAUACCAUACAUCCACAUUUUUGUAAGACUUUUUACCAGCCCAAUUUACAGCCAUAUAUUUUCUUAUGAUGUAAUUUAUGAAAAAGUCUAAAGGGGUGCUUGUUAACACUACUGUUGGAUUUUUCGGUCUGGCGAUUUUAAGCGUAUACAAUAUCCCUAAGGGCAAACGUGUACUGUGAUGUAAAAGUCUGAGCUCAAAGUGUACAUAAUCUCUGUAUAUAAAAUUGUCUACUUGAUUAUAAUUGCUGAUUGUAAAGAUUUAAUAAAACAUGUAAAUAUUCUGGUC